This is a messenger RNA of Anopheles marshallii, 3480 nucleotides long. RefSeq lists its product as uncharacterized. Gene Ontology annotation, cellular component: peroxisome; aggresome. The record is from RefSeq and is a predicted model, not a curated record. The coding region runs from base 1 to 3480 and encodes 1159 amino acids. The transcript has 9 exons. Gene Ontology annotation, molecular function: ubiquitin protein ligase binding; ubiquitin protein ligase activity; zinc ion binding. Lineage: Eukaryota; Metazoa; Arthropoda; Insecta; Diptera; Culicidae. Gene Ontology annotation, biological process: negative regulation of centriole replication; protein autoubiquitination.
AUGGGAGAUUGCGUUGGACGUGCGGGGAACCACAACAACACCAGUAGUAACAGCGUAUCGCCUUUGAUCGUACUGCCGAACGGUGUGAUUCUAAACCGGCGCCCCAAGUCCGAUGCACCGGCCGCACUGAACGAGUGUCUGCUGUGUUGGAACCAACCGCAAGAUCCGAGCCGCUGCCCAAACUGCGCCCGCCAGUACUGUCUACAGUGCAUCACCAAGUGGUUCGGGACGAAGCGGGCCCAGACGCCCGGCGCUAUCGAGUGUCCCAACUGCCACUCCAAGCUGCCACUCGAGAACCUCGUUCAGUGUGCGGCUGAGGUGAAUGAUACGCUGGCAACUGCAUGCGAACCUGUGCACCUUACCAACGGUGCCAGAGACGUCUGCAAUGGGUCGCUUAAGCUGAGCAACGGUACGGCCCCACCGUCCGUCGAGAAGGGCACUAUUCGCGUCGUGGUGAAGGUGUUGGAGAGCGAUGCCAAUGCGUCACCAAAAGACGGACACGCAUCGCCUCCAACGAGGAACCGAGCGGACACAUCGAACGGCUCCCAGACCAUCCUUACGAACGGUUCCAGCUCGGAGAAGAUGCAUCCGCCGGUGACGAAUGGUAAGCAGCAGCAUGGCAAACGAAAAGAUAACACACCGUUAAAAUCGCAACCGGAUCCGUCACUCGCGAACGGUGCCGGUACGGCAUUGGACGCGGUCGAAAAGAGGGCAUGUUCAGCACCAUUGGAAAACGGGCGAAAUAAACCAAAAUCGCCACCGAUCAUCUGCAACGGUGUGCAUCCCGAAACGCUGUCAAAGAAUGCCGAUCGAAAGAGCAACCACAGCAACGGAAGACCCACGGUAACAUUCGAGGAACCGAAAACGACACGCAGGAACGGUUAUCGGCACAAACAUGCGGCCGAUGGCGAAAAAUUCCUAACCGUGGAAAAGCAACCGUCGCCUCCGCUGGAAGUCUCCCGGGAGUCGGGUGACGUGACGGCCGAUUCGACUCCACCCAAUGCGCCGGAAAAGGUUCCGGUCGAAGAGGACAACGGGCAGAACGGCGAAAACCUCUGUCCCACACACGCCCUACCUAUGAUAUUUUUCUGCCUGUCAUGCAAUGGGUGUAUCUGUGAGACGUGUGCUCUGCACGACGAUACGCACGCCGAGCACACGUUCAAGAAGAUCACCACCAUGUACGACAGCAAGGUGGAGAAGAUCCGGCACGAGUUCGGAGGCAUCAAGGAGUAUCUGGCAGAUGUGGGCACGGUGCUAAAAGCCAUCGAGCAGAACAUUGACUGGGUUCGGGCGUCCAAGGCGCGCAAGCUUCAGGAACUCAGCCAGCUGCUGCACACGGAAGCCGAAAACAUUGAACGGCAGAUCCAGGCGAAGCUAACGCUGCUCCAACGCCAGAAGGACUCGGUGAGCGCGGAGAUUGCUCGUGUUACCAGCGCCUAUCGGCGGCUGGAGAGCGAACUGAAAGUCUGCUCUAAGCCGGAACUGCUGUUCAAGGACGAUGACUUCCUGCAGCGGUGCAGUCGGUUGGUCGAGUCACCGGCAUCCAAAGCCUUCCGCCAUGAGCACGUCCCGGUGGAUCUGGAUUGUGAGUUUGUGCCCGAGUUCCGGUCGGAAGUGUUCGUCAUCAAGAACUAUCACGCCAUCGAACCGAUGGAGGAGUGCCGAACGUCGGACGUGUUGCGCGAUGUCGUUGGAUUCGGGUGGCGUCUGCACAUAUGGAAGAGCGACCAUCUCUCGGUGACGCUGAUCAUGACGGACGGUGUUAUUGGAAGAUACGAAUACUGUAUCGAGCUGAUGCACGAGGAUCCGGCCAAAGCGUUUAGAUUGACACAGAUCGAUCAUUUCGAGCUGCACCAGACAGGACCGGUGCACGAUCUGAUCGAGAACGAGCAGCUCGAGGUGGAAGGUUUCCUCCGUCCGGAAGAUGACUCACUGCAGAUAAAGUUCUCCGUCCGUCCGCCUACGAUCGUCAUGGUGAGCCGAUACCAGCAGGAGUUUAUCGAUCGUUUCAUGAAGGAUAACAUCAACGAAUACGACAGCAAUGUGAUCACGAUCUGCAACAUUCGCGAUCCCACUACAUCGAUCGUACUGUCGAAACAGUACACCGAUACGGUUGGGUCCCGGUGGCGGCUGAACGUGUAUCCGAAGGGAAACAACACCAACCAACGAUAUCUGAGUACGUACGUAGAGCUGUGUGAUGGUAUCGCUGGAAGAUAUCAGUACACGGUGGAGCUGCUGCAUGACGAUGUGACGCGUCAGGUGAAGUUCCAAUCGGAGGAUCAUUUCAAGGUGGGCGAAAUACGCGGUUACCAGAAGUUUAUCCGCGUCCGAAGACUACUGGAGGAGGGCUAUCUGAACGAGGAAGGAUCCAUUCUAAUUCGUCUCUCGAUUCGUCCGGCCAAUCUCGCACUGCGUUGCCAGUAUCAGGAAGAGUACCAGACGCUGAAAGAGGAUAGAAUCCGUACCCAGUUCAAUACCCAGCUGAACCAGAACUUGAUGAGGAUAAAUAGUCUACGCGAUGACAAUGCAUCACUGCAAGCCCUAGUGUAUCCCGAGUAUGCUUCCAACAUCUUUGUGGUACGCAACUUCUCGGCAUUGCGAGAAGCGCAGGAAGACAUCUGUUCCGACAAUGCGUACGACGAUCUUGGGUGUUGCUGGCGGUUGAUUGUGUACGCCAACGGUGAUAAGGAGGGUCGUGAUGAAUGGCUAAGCGUGUACCUGAGACUGCUAGAAGGCAUUCCAGGAAGCUACGAGUACUGCGUGGAACUGUUGCACAACGAUGCGGCGAAAACGGUAAAAAUGGAAGGAACGCAAUCGUUCGACAUACAGGAACGAUUUGGCUGGACACGCUUCGCCCGACUGGACUGGAUCUGUGCGAAUGGGUUCGUUAGCGAGGAACAGAAUGCAUUGUACUUUCGAUUUUCUCUACGACCGCCCAACUAUAAGGCAAAGUGUGAGUACCAACAUCUUCUGCGCCUGGAAGCGAAGCGGGAGUGUGAGCUACUAAAACGUGAACUAAUACCAGCAUACAGUACGAUGACUUACAUGUUACGCAACUUUUCCGAGAUGCAGCGGAAGGAUAGCUUCGUUUACUCCGAUCCGUUAGUGGACGAUUUGGGAUUUUCCUGGAGAUUAUUGAUCUACGCAAAUGGACACAACGAAGCCCGCGGGAAUCAUCUGAGCAUGUAUCUGAUACUGUUCGAAGGUGUAUCGGCCAGCAGGUUCGAGUAUCGCGUGGAAUUGCUACAUCCUCUAAAUCCAACGGCAAACAUCAAGAUGGAGGGCGUCAACGUGUUCAAGCUGAAGAAGAUCUGGGGCUGGCCACAGUUUAUGGAUCACGAGCGGCUACAGGAGGAAGGCUAUCUGGACCAAGCGACGGACACGCUCGAGUUCCGCCUGUCGAUGUGUCCACCGGACAUUAAGCUGAAGUGCGAAUAUCAGCAGGAGUUUAUACGCAAGCUGAAAGAGAAUCAGAAAUAG